Pyrus x bretschneideri (Chinese white pear) is the source of this 2856-nucleotide messenger RNA. RefSeq names its product phospholipase A-2-activating protein. The record is from RefSeq and is a predicted model, not a curated record. Gene Ontology annotation, molecular function: ubiquitin binding. Gene Ontology annotation, biological process: ubiquitin recycling; proteasome-mediated ubiquitin-dependent protein catabolic process. The transcript is spliced from 23 exons. Lineage: Eukaryota; Viridiplantae; Streptophyta; Magnoliopsida; Rosales; Rosaceae. Bases 189 to 2459 code for a protein of 756 amino acids. Gene Ontology annotation, cellular component: nucleus; cytoplasm.
AUUGUCUGACAAAUCUAGUAUCAAUAACUUGGAGAACAAGCUCAUUCGUGAUGCUCUCGCACCUAAAAAUUUAUAUGUAAUUUCUUCUCAACUCCUAAAACCCCCCACAACUCUUCGUCUUCUCAAAUUCAUCGAACUAGAACCCUUUUCUUUACCGAUCACUCCCAAAAACUCACUCUCUCGCUCUAAUGGACAUCGAUUUCAAAGAAUACCAAUUGCGCUGCCAACUCCGCGGCCACGAAGACGACGUUCGUGGGAUUUCUGUGUGUGGCAAUGCGGGUAUAGCCACCUCGUCGCGUGAUCGAACUGUUAGGUUCUGGUCCUUGGACCCUUCUGAUGAACGGAGGUACUCGGAGUCGAAGAUUCUGCUCGGCCACACCAGUUUUGUGGGCCCAGUGGUGUGGAUUUCACCCAAUGAGCAAUACCCUAAUGGUGGAAUUGUGUCCGGCGGGAUGGAUACAAUGGUGCUGGUGUGGGAUUUGAGGACUGGGGAGAAGGUGCAAAAUCUUAAGGGCCAUCAGUUGCAGGUCACAGGCAUCGCUUUGGAUAAUGGGGACAUUGUCUCAUCUUCUGUUGACUCUACUUUAAGGCGAUGGAGGAAUGGGCAGUUGGUAGAGUCUUGGGAGGCUCAUAAGGCAGCCAUCCAAGCAGUUAUAAAGCUUCCUUCGGGCGAGCUUGUCACAGGUUCAAGUGAUACUACUUUAAAACUUUGGAGGGGAAGUACAUGCACUCACACUUUUGUUGGGCAUUCAGACACUGUAAGAGGCUUGGCAGUGAUGUCCGAAUUGGGAAUUCUUUCUGCUUCACAUGAUGGUUCCAUCAGGUUAUGGGCUCUAACUGGUGAAGUUUUAAUGGAGAUGGUUGGUCAUACUUCAAUUGUCUAUUCUGUUGAUUCACAUGUGUCUGGACUAAUAGUCAGUAGCAGCGAAGAUUGUUUUGCAAAGAUAUGGAAGGAUGGAGUUUGCAUGCAGAGCAUAGAGCAUCCUGGCUGUGUUUGGGAUGCAAAAUUCUUGGAAAAUGGGGAUAUUGUGACAGCAUGUUCUGAUGGAGUUGUACGCAUCUGGACCAUAAAUCAGGAUAAAAUUGCAGACGCCCUAGAAGUGGAGUCAUAUUUCUCCCAACUUUCUCAGCACAAAAUUAGCAGGAAGAGGGUCGGAGGAUUGAAACUGGAAGAAUUACCUGGACUAGAAGCCUUACAGAUUCCAGGAACCAGUAAUGGCCAGACAAAAGUUAUCAGAGAGGGGGACAAUGGUGUGGCAUAUGCAUGGAAUAUGAGAGAACAGAAGUGGGAUAAGAUUGGCGAGGUUGUCGAUGGGCCAGAUGACGGCAUGAAGCGUCCUGUUCUUGAUGGAAACGAAUAUGAUUAUGUAUUUGAUGUCGACAUUGGAGAUGGAGAGCCUAUUCGUAAGCUGCCUUACAAUCGAUCAGAUAAUCCAUAUGAUACUGCUGACAAGUGGCUUCUGAGGGAGAACCUUCCUCUUUCCUACCGAGAACAAGUUGUUGCCUUCAUCCUCCAAAAUACCGGACAAAAUAAUUUCACCCUUGAUCCAUCAUUUCGUGAUCCCUACACUGGGUCAAGUGCUUAUGUACCUGGACAAUCUUCAAACAAGUCUGCUUCUGCAAAACCUACUUUCAAACAUAUUCCUAAGAAAGGAAUGCUCGUUUUUGACGUCGCCCAGUUUGAUGGGAUCCUAAAGAAGAUUACAGAGUUCAACAGUAAUUUACUCUCUGACCAGGACAAGAAGAACUCGUCUUUAAAUGAGGUUGAGAUUUCCAGGUUGGGUGCUAUAGUUAAAAUAUUGAAGGACACAUCACAUUAUCAUUCUAGUAAAUUUGCCGAAGUUGACAUUGCUUUGUUGCUGAGAUUGCUAAAAUCAUGGCCGGUUGCAAUGUUAUUUCCAGUUAUUGAUAUUUUGAGGAUGAUUGUUCUGCACCCUGAUGGGGCAACUCGGCUUCUCCAGCUACUUGAAGCUGAAAAUGAUUUACUAAUGGAGUUGAUCAGAAAAGUUGCAACAAAUCCGCCCCUUCCUGCUAAUCUCUUAACAAGUGUUCGUGCAGUGACCAAUCUUUUCAAGAAUUCAUGCUACUACAAUUGGUUACAAAAGCAUCGGACUGAGAUUCUAGAUGUGUAUUCAAGUUGUUAUUCAUCUCCAAAUAAGAAUUUGCAGUUAUCAUAUGCAACCUUGAUUCUCAAUUAUGCUGUUUUGUUAACCGAAAAGAAGGAUCAAGAAGGUCAAUCCCAGGUUCUUUCUUCAGCACUUCAGAUUGCAGAAGAAGAAAAUCUAGAUGCUGAUGCAAAAUUUCGGGCUUUAGUUGCCAUUGGAUCACUGAUGCUUGAGGGCUUUGUGAAAAAGAUAGCUAUUGACUUCGAUGUUGAAAACAUUGCUAAACUAGCAAAGGCUUCCAAAGAAACCAAGAUUGCUGAAGUUGGAGCGGACAUUGAACUUUUAACAAAAUAGAGCUCGCUCUCUGAAUCCUUGGAUUUGGAACCGGUGAUUUACCUGUCGAAGUGAUUCUCAAUAUUGGACUGCAGUAGCCGUGCAAUUUUGUGGAGACAUGCAAUUGCACAUGAUUCCAAAUAUAUGCAUCAUUUUGACGUGUGAAAAAGGAUACAAUGAUUCUGGUUCGAAAAUAGUAUCCAACGAUUGAGGAACACCCUGGUUGGGUGUUACGACGACAAGCUGUCAAACUUUUCUCGUACUUAUAACUGACUUUAAUCGCAGUGUAUGAAUGAGAAAUGUGUCACUACGGUGUCAAUUGUACCAUUCAAGAUUGUCGAUGGAAAUGCACUCGAAGCGAGUGAACCAUUUAUACAGUGCCUAAUUUUUCAUUACAGACAAUGGUUGGCAAUUCUUA